Molecule: messenger RNA, 3524 nt
Organism: Hemibagrus wyckioides
Lineage: Eukaryota; Metazoa; Chordata; Actinopteri; Siluriformes; Bagridae
Product: E3 ubiquitin/ISG15 ligase TRIM25-like
Exons: 6
Coding region: 148-1848 (566 amino acids)
Molecular function (GO): protein binding; zinc ion binding
Source: RefSeq, a predicted model, not a curated record
CAUCUGUUCCUGACUGUUUAUUCGGGAUUUUGAUCUGUUUCGUUUGAGGGUUUUCAGACACACCUGUCUUCCACACGGCUUUUAUAAACUGAACCAGGAAGUGUGAGCUGCUGUAAGUGAGUGUGUGUGAGUUUGUCCUUCAGUAAAAUGGCAGAAGCGAGUAUUUUAGGACUUCAGGAUCAGUUCAACUGUUCAAUCUGUCUGGAUCUAGUCAAGGAUCCAGUAACUCUCUCAUGUGGACACAGUUUCUGUAUGGUCUGUAUUAAUGGCUACUGGGAUCAGGAGGAUCAGCAGGGAGUCUAUAGCUGUCCUCAGUGUAGACAAACCUUCACUCCAAGACCUGCUGUGAGUAAAAACACCAUGCUGGCUGAAGUAGUGGAGACGCUGAAGAAGACAGGACUCCAAGCUACACGUCCUGCUCAGUCUACAGCUGGACCUGAAGAUGUGGAGUGUGAUUUUUGUACUGAGAAUAAAUCCAAAGCCAUCAAGUCCUGCCUGGUGUGUCUGGCCUCUUUCUGUGAAACUCAUCUCCAGCCUCACUAUAAAUCUCCUGCCUUUAAGAAGCACAAGCUGGUGGAAGCCUCCAGACGACUCCAGGAGCAGAUCUGCUCUCAGCAUGACAAACUGCUGGAGGUUUACUGUCGGACUAACCAGCAGUGUAUCUGCAUGUUGUGUAUGUUGGAUGAACAUAAAGGACAUGAUACAGUAUCAGCUGCAGCAGCACGAGUUGAGAAACAGAAACAGUUGUUGAACCUGCAGGGAACAUUCCAGCAGAAAAUCCAGGAGAGAGAGCAGGAGCUUUUGGAGCUAACAAAGGCUGUGGAGUCCCACAAGCAAUAUGCUCAGACAGCAGUUCAGGAAAUUGAGAGGAUCUUUUUUGAUCUGAUCAAAUCUAUUAAGACAAGACUCUCUGAGGUGACACAUCAGAUCAGAGCUCAGGAGAAAGCUGCAGUGAGUCGAGCUGAAGAAAUCAUCAAGCAACUGGAGCAGGAGAUUGCAGAGCUGAAGAGGAGAGAUGCUGAAAUGGAGGAGCUUUCACAUGCAGAAGAUCCCAUCCAUUUCCUCCAGCAUUUUCAGCCUCUCAUGACCCCUCCUGUAUCUGCAGUAUCACCAACCACCACCAUCAGUUCUUUACUCUCAUUUAAAGAUGCAGUAAAUUCUUUGUCUAAGUCAAAAGUGGAGCUGGAAGCACGUUCUAAAGAGCAGCUUGGAAAGAUAUCAGGUGAAGUGAAGAAAAUCCUGAUCCUGUCCCCUGAAAGAAGAGAAGACUUUCUGCAAUAUUCCUGUCAACUCACACUGGAUCCCAACACAGCAAAUGAUCGCGUCAAUCUGUCUGAUUCAAACAGAAUGGCGACUGACAGAAAUGUCCAAUCAAAUCCUUCGUAUGGUUUUGGUAGACAGACAGUAAGGCAUGAAGAAAGGUAUGUACAUCCAGAGAGCUUUAACAGUUUCUCCCAGGUGUUGUGUAGAGAGAGUGUGUCUGGAUGCUGUUACUGGGAGGUGGAGUUGAGCGGGAAUAAAGGAGUUAAUAUAGCAGUGUCAUAUAUAGACAUCAGAAGGAAGGGAAAUAAUAAUGAAUGUCAGUUUGGACGUAACAGAAACUCCUGGAGUUUGCUGUGCCAACCAUCUACAUGCUCAUUCUUACACAACAACCAAGAAACUAAUAUCCCCAUAAACUCCACACCCUCUAGAAUAGGAGUUUAUGUGGAUCACAAGGCAGGAACUUUGUCUUUCUACAACGUCUCAGACAUGAUGAAGCUCCUCCACAGAGUUCACACCACAUUCACUCAGCCUCUUUACCCUGGAUUCGGGCUAAAUAACAAUUCAACAGUAAAACUAUACUACUGAAAAUAGAUUUUGGAAUAGAUUAUUCUGUAUGAUAAUCAAAUAAACAUAAAUAUAAGAAGCAAGCCAUGCUAUUUUUAAAAAACACUUUCAAAAUGAUGAGAAAUUAAAAAGCUAACUUUUUGUUUGAUAUCUAAACUCUAAAAAAAAAACUAAAAAAAAAUCUAAAAAAAAAAAACUAAACAGUAAAUAGUUGAAAGCUAAAUAAACGCUUUCAACUUAAAAUGGAAAAAUAUUUCAAAUUCAACAUAAUUUUAUGCUCAUGAUCCUUGAAAAUUGUGUUAAAAAUAAAAUAGAAUUAAAAGUAUAGUCUAAUGUUCAUAUCUACCACUGUAAAAUCAUUUUCUUCACUUAGAUUUUCUUGAUAUAAAUAUCCUGUAAUGUCAGAAACACCAUUGCAGCAAUGCAUUCUUUAGCUUUUGUGAUUCAGCAAGGAAGUGUGCUGUUUCUGUUCCAGGAAGUAAUGCUGCCAGGCAGGAUGCUCUCUAAAGGGGCACUGGUGCGUAGAGAUAGUACAGGUGUUGUUAUGCCUUCUUCACUAGUGUCUCAGUAUCAUGUGGCCACCUCAAAUCUUCAGAGAAUUAGGGUACACUCUCCAAAUGGUUUCCACUUCCUCCUGGUAGACUAAUUUAUUAUUACUGGUGAUCAGUUUUAGCACACUGGUGUCAUUAGCAGUAGGACAGUGGUAGCUCAGUAGUAAAGGUAUUGUACUGCUGAUUGCAAGGUUUUGAGUUCAAAUCCCAGUGCUGCCACUCAACAAACCCUCAACUGCUCAGUUGUAUAAAAAAUCUGAUAACUGGAACUUGCUCUGUAACAUGUCAGCUGUUUGUAGUGAUUCCCAAUUUUACAUGUUUGAGCAACAUGGAUGAUGUAUAAUGCAGCUGUUGUACAUUAAAACAAGUGUAAAUGUGUCAAGCAAGCUCCUGGACACAAGCACAUAGUGACCCAGCCUGAUUUAUCAUAUGUACAUAUAAUUAACGCUGACAUAGUGAAUGCUGCUACACAGCUACAGUCAUCAGGAAGUAAAUCAAGAAGGUUCCCAGCCCAAAGCAGCACCACAACUUGUACAUUAUCACACAACUGAGAGAUUUCUUAGCUAAUAAAUACUGACAUCUGUGUAAUCCAUGUCUAUGUAUCAAUGAUUUAUUGCUAACGCUGUUUAAACUUCAUUAUCUACAAUUUUCAAAAUAAUGAUUGUCAAUGUUUUUUUUUUCUAUUUUUAUUGUUAUAUCAUUAACUCUUUAAAAAAGAUUACAUUAGUAUCUAAUUUUACUCUCACUAUAAUUAUCACCAUACAUGUUUUGAUUAUUUAAAUGCAAACCAAGCAUUUUUUUAGUUUGAUUUAAUAUUAUUCUCCAAUAUAUCCUGCAGGGUUUCAGUGUGACUAGAUGUGAGUUUUGGGUUGGGCUGCUAUAUUUCCACCAUUUAAGUCCCAGUCAUGUUGAAAUCUAAUGAGAAACACCAAGCUGUUCUGUAUUGUUCUGUUUGUUUUUGCUUUUUUAUCUGUAUUUUUUGAUCUUCUACAGGCUACAACUGCUCAUUGUGUUUAAUAUCAGGUCUGGUAAACUAAUAUAACUCAAGAUCCACGAAAUGCCAGUAUUGCAUGUUGUUGUAUAAUGCAUUGGCAUCUUAUUUGUUGCUGAAAUGUCCUUUACUAUAACCAAUAAACUUUACUAGAA